Molecule: messenger RNA, 2602 nt
Organism: Hypoxylon fragiforme
Lineage: Eukaryota; Fungi; Ascomycota; Sordariomycetes; Xylariales; Hypoxylaceae
Product: MFS general substrate transporter
Exons: 4
Coding region: 572-2410 (612 amino acids)
Biological process (GO): transmembrane transport
Molecular function (GO): transmembrane transporter activity
Source: RefSeq, a predicted model, not a curated record
UGUAAAUACAAAAUGUUCGGUUUUCUCCCUUUCUACAUCGCUCCCGAAUUCCACCCGCUUCGGGACUCCCCAACCUGCCGGGUCUCUCCAGAUGUCCUUCUCGCCAUGGAAAAGAAAGAAAAUACAAACCACAUGCACAUUCCUACUUACCUAUCUAGUAUGAACGGACGUAUGUGCUAUGGGUCAGUGCCCAUCGCGGCACAGACUAGAUACCAUCAUUGGAUAAAUCUAGGUAGGACAUGACGAAUCGUGAAAAUCUGGUAAACGACUAUAUCUAUCUUGGUGUGUACACGGCUUAUAUAUCGCCGUUUCUACGAUAUUGAAUAAACGUUGGCCUGGUAGGUUGUUUGUAACUCAGCACAGGCGCAAACUUAUUACUCCCCACCUCCUUAGGUCGGUAACCGGUGGUAAUGAGCGCUAUCGAACUCUUUAUUGCUUUGCCAUCGAGUAAAUGUGACACUACUUACUUGUCUCUCCUCCCCCGUUGAUCUUUUUCUCUUCUAACCUUUUGACCCCUUGAAAUACUCUUCCUUUCGGCAAACACAGCCUUCAUCUCCUGCUCCCUAACCAAAUGGCCGAGUCGUCGCGGAGGACCUCCGAGACGGGUGGCCCUUCCGCGCAAGUGACGCCCAACGAUGUAGAGAAGGCAUCGCCAGAACUCGUCGAUGAUGCCGAGGAGAACUUCAAGCCCAAGACCUUGAAGUUCUGGUCUGUUAUGCUUAGCAUAUACAUUGCCCUGUUUCUAGUCGCCCUAGACCGAACCAUUAUCGGGACUGCGAUCCCCCAAAUCACACAUGAUUUUGACAGUUUAGGAGACAUUGGUUGGUAUGGCUCGGCCUACCAGUUAACCACAGCCGCAUCUCAGCUGGUGUUUGGAAGAGUUUAUAAGUUCUAUGAUGUGAAGAGCACCUUUCUUGUUACGGUCGCACUGUUUGAGAUCGGUUCGGCUAUUUGUGGUUCAGCACCAAAUUCGAUCGCCUUCAUUCUCGGUCGCGCCAUUGCAGGUUUGGGAGGAGCAGGCAUCUUCACCGGUGUGAUGCUCAUCAUGCUUCCAUUGGUACCCCUUCGCAAACGGCCAAUGUUCCAGGGCAUCUUUGGUACUAUUUUUGGCGUCAGUUCGGUGCUUGGCCCUCUAGUUGGUGGCGCAUUCACUGACCGUGUUACUUGGAGAUGGUGUUUUUAUGUCAAUCUUCCAGUUGGAGCCGUUGCAGUGUUAUGCCUUCUCUUGGUGAAAAUUCCAUCGAAGCCACCCGAGUCCGCAAAACCAUGGGAGCAUUUUACUCGGCUGGAUCCCCUCGGAACUUUCUUUUUCAUCCCAAGCAUCGUAUGCCUCUUGCUCGCACUGCAAUGGGGCGGGUCAACCUACGCAUGGAAUAGUUGGCGAAUAAUCCUUCUGCUGGUCCUCUUUGGUGUUCUUCUCUGCGCCUUCGCCACCAUACAAGUAUUGAUGCCUAAUACCGCGACAGUCCCGGUCAGAGUGAUUACUCAACGUAGUAUCGCGGCUGCAGCCUGCUACAUGGUGUCAGUUGCUGGGGCGAUGAUGUUGUCCAUCUAUUUUUUACCAUUGUGGUUCCAAGUGGUACAAGGCGUGAGCGCCGUGCAAUCCGGUAUUGAUACAUUGCCCCUUGUCCUUAGCAUGGUGGUAGCCAGUAUCCUAGCCGGAGCCCUCACACAAAAGAUCGGUUACUACGUUCCUGUCAUGAUACUUUGUCCAGCUAUCAUGGCGACGGGCCUAGGGUUGAUGAGCACUUUUAGAGUAGGCGAGACAUCUGCUCAUUGGAUCGGGUACCAGUUUCUUGUCGGUUAUGGGCUAGGAACAGGUAUGCAGUCGUCUGGACUCGCCGCUCAAGCCGUUCUUCCCAAGCCAGAUAUUCCAACUGGAAUCUCCAUAAUGUUUUUCUGUCAGCAGCUAGGAGGUGGUAUCUUCACGUCUGUGGGCCAGAACCUCCUGAGCAGUUAUAUGGUUAGACACGUAGCAGAUAUCCCUGGCCUCAAUCCCGCCGAGGUCACUAGUGAAGGCGCUACAGAUCUCGUCGACAAUGUUCUACCGGCUUAUCGACCCCGUGUAAAACAACUAUAUAACAACGCCAUCUCGAGGAUAUUCCUUUGCGGUAUGGGCGUGGCACUUGUCGCCCUAGUAGCAGCUCUUUUCAUGGAAUGGCGAAACAUCAAGAAGACAGGGCCAGGUUUCCCACCGGGAGGAAAGCCCUCAGGGGUAGUAGACGCUAACAAAGGUCCAUCGCCUAGCGAUGGAGAGAUAAAGUCGACCACUCAGGCUCAAACGGAGAAUGAUGCACAGACUCAUCCGACCAAAGAAGAGAGAGGAUCUGAAGAGUUACGGGAUCAAACCCCAAUAGCAUCCAGUUCCAAGUCUAUUCUUGAGCAGUCAGUGGCUCAUUUGAAGGAUUGAUACAUUCACUCGCGUCAUCGGUAUCUGGGUUGGCGAUGGCGUUGUGGUAUGCAUGAUCCUUCCGGUUGGAAGAUAGACGAAGAACCUCUCCUGUCAAGGAUAUAAUUGGGACAAGUACAUAAUUAGAAAACUACCACUCCAUCUUUUAGAAGUAAAUAACACAUUACUGUACGAUAACAUCUAAGCCUCGAU